This is a messenger RNA of Aspergillus uvarum CBS 121591, 450 nucleotides long. RefSeq names its product splicing factor 3B subunit 5 family protein. The record is from RefSeq and is a predicted model, not a curated record. The transcript is spliced from 2 exons. Lineage: Eukaryota; Fungi; Ascomycota; Eurotiomycetes; Eurotiales; Aspergillaceae. Gene Ontology annotation, biological process: mRNA splicing, via spliceosome. The coding region runs from base 142 to 396 and encodes 84 amino acids. Gene Ontology annotation, cellular component: precatalytic spliceosome; U2 snRNP.
UUUUCAAACCAGCACACCCAAAAGCUCCGCGGCGAAACAUCAACCUUUACCUAUCAACCAGAACAGAAGCAAGCCCACCACCAAUCCCUCUUCCAGAGUUAACACCCUUGCCACGAUCCCUCCCCCAGAACCUAAACAACAAUGGCCGACAAACUCCGCACCCUUCAGAACCUCGAGGCGAUGCAGGCCCGCUACAUCGGCACGGGCCACGCCGACACGACCAAGUACGAGUGGCUGUCCAACAUCGUGCGCGACAGCUACGCCUCGUACAUCGGCCACCCGCCCAUGCUGUCGUACAUGGCCGUGGGGAUGGGCGAGUCCAAGGAGAAGGUGCGGGCGACGAUGAUCGAGAAGAUGGUGCGCGGGGCGGGGAAUCCGCCGGAGACACAGGAAUGAGGAUGGAUGGGUUGAGUGGUCUAGUUUGGAGUCAGAAGUGGUGCUGAUCGGGGG